Gongylonema pulchrum is the source of this 495-nucleotide messenger RNA. The record is from the annotation of a GenBank genome assembly. Lineage: Eukaryota; Metazoa; Nematoda; Chromadorea; Rhabditida; Gongylonematidae.
AUGGGUGAAGCGCAGUCUAUCGAAAGUGUUUUGGCGCAGAAGAAUGAGUUAGCCAUGAAACUGCUGUGCGAGGGGCUGUCGAUGGUGGGGGGCAGCUCGAUGCUGCUUCAGGAGCUGGCCGAUCUGAGUGCGAACAGCGCGAUGCCGGACGGUGCGGGUGUUGAACUCGAGAAAGCGCUCUCCGGACUGGCCCAGGUGCACUGGAUGACAUUGUCGGUGCUGGAACUGAACAUCAAUGUCCAGCAGCAGCGCAGCGUGAUCGAUAGCGCGACGAUUGAUCCGAGCGUGGAGAUUCUGUUUGUGGACGCCCUGAUCCGGACGAUCAAGCUUCUCUUCCAAGCCUACGAAAUGUUGGUCGACGUAUCCAGCGAUCUCCAUUGUUCUCCGUCCGUGUGCGCCCCCAACUACAACCAGCCAUUGCUCGCACUUCAUUUUGUUAUUGCAGCGAUCGCAGAACUCUGCGACGCACUCGUAAAAGUUGCGAAAUAUCGCUAA